Molecule: messenger RNA, 2625 nt
Organism: Nasonia vitripennis (jewel wasp)
Lineage: Eukaryota; Metazoa; Arthropoda; Insecta; Hymenoptera; Pteromalidae
Product: trypsin-3
Exons: 6
Coding region: 74-832 (252 amino acids)
Biological process (GO): proteolysis
Molecular function (GO): serine-type endopeptidase activity
Source: RefSeq, a predicted model, not a curated record
AAUAGCAAGAAGCACUGCAGCUUAGUAUUAUAAUCCUCCGUUGCGCGUGAAUAUUUGUUAUACAAGUUUUACUAUGAUUUGGAAUUAUUCUUUUUUUUUUCUAUUCAGUACGAUGUGCAUCGGAGUAGAAUCGAUUUCGAACGGUACUUUCAUCUCAAUUAAAGAUGCGCCAUUUUUUGUUACUAUAUUUCCAAAUAAUAUUUUUGCGUGUGGUGGUGCCAUUAUUUCAGAAUAUUGGGUCGUUACAGCAGCUCACUGUUUUGAUUUUUAUAGAGCCUAUGGGACUAUUGUUCUCACAAUUCACACUGGUUCGAGUACUAAACCUACAGAAGGAAAUUACGAUGCCGAUAAAGUAAUAUUCCAUAAAGAUUAUAUACCAGACUCAUUUAAAGGAACAGAAAGAAAUGAUAUUUGUCUAAUUAAAUUGAGUAAACCAAUUGAAUUCAAUGAAUUCCAACAACCAAUAAAAAUCGCGAAAGAUCCUCUAAAAGGUGGCGACAGGGCAAUCACGUAUGGUUUAGGAAAACAAGGUAAAACUCGUACUGAAACAUUGGUUCUUAAAAAAAUGGAAUCAGAUAUCAUGAAUCAAGAAGACUGCCGAUCAAAAUAUAUGAGUUAUCUACAAAGCGAUGUCUUCUGCCUUGGUGAGGAUGGUUUUACUAUUCCAUGUUCAGGAGACUCGGGAGGCCCAAUUGUGGUUGAUGGAAAGCUGGCGGGUGUAGUUAGUCGUGGAGAAUUAUGUAUACACAGAAACUCGAACACAUUAAGCACUCACGUUAGAGUUCACAAACACUAUGAUUGGAUUAUCAAACAUACAGGAAUAAAAUACUAAGAUUUAGAAAAAAUAAUCAUUUUUGUUCGCCAGAAAUUUUGAACAUCUAUUUAUAUACGUUAUUAUAUUAUUUUUUAAAACAAUUGAUUUGGUAUUUGAAAAUUAUUGCUCGCUUACAAAUAGAGAUAAGAUAGUAAUUUUUACACUUAGAUUAAAAAUACAUUUUUACUCAAGCGAUCAAAUGCUGCAGACUUUGGGCACUUUACGAUGCUAUUUUUACAUUUACGGAAAGCUGUGUAGAAUGUUUCAUCGUGGAGAACAAUUGAAUUUAUCGUAUCUUUCUCCAUAUAGCAAUGUGCCUAAAAUAUGUGCAUCAAAAUUAUUUAAAAAUCUAUCGUUUUUAAUAUAUUAAUCGCAGAUAUAUUUACCUUUAUAUAUUCCAAAUGAAAGAACUGCCGAAUAUGAUACAAGCCAAGCUUAGGAAAAAGUGGUAAAUCAUUUUUACUAGGCCGCAGGGCCGUAUGGGCAAUUUGAAAUCCAUAUACGUUUGACAUUGCUUCAAUAAAUUGUUUUUUCUAAAAUUUUUAAGUAAAAAAACUAAAUAUUUGUCCAUGUAAAGUUCAAUUUUUAAAUUUAUAAUGAUAUGCAUACGUUAUCUUUGUGAACACCAGGAAUAACGCAUCGCAUUUUAUCAAGAGAAUAAUCUGGAUGUGCACUUAAAUGACUCUUCAAAGUAUUAUGAUUAUAUCUACGCAGUGAAUCUAGAAAUAUUUUUUUACAGCAUGAUAAAGUAGUUUGAAUGAGUAUUGCACACUAAAGUGUAUACAAUUAUACUUACAAUCUUCCAAUUUGUUUUCAUUUAAUAAAGCAUAUAAAACGCUAGCAAUUUGAACACCGUAUCUCCCAUAAAUGAUUUCUCUAUAUGGAUCAAAGUCAUAAUUAUGAAUGUUGUUCUUACGAAUAAAAUAUUUCAAUAAAUAGUACGUACCGUUUCGUUAUAUGAUGAUUGAAUUCAAGACUAGUAAAAUACACAUUUAUUGCUAAAAAAUUUUGUAUAGUGAAAAUUGUUGUUAAAUGCAGAAAUCUAUAUUGAAUACUUGAGAAAUAUGCAUAUAUUUAUUAUGGUUGGCUAAAAUUUCGUAUACUUACUGAAACGAUUAGCUGGUUGUACUAAAUCUAUAAUACUGAACGGUAGGUAUGCUUUAAAAUGUAUACUACAAAAUUUAAAUAAUGUUAUUAGUUUCAAAAAAUAUGUAAUAUGAUUAUAAGAAAAUCAAUUAAAAACUCACGAUUUAUGUUUUAACAUCGAAAGAUCUUUUUGUUUCAUUAUUUUCCGGUAUCUAACAAUAUCACUAAAAUAACUUCCCUCGAUAUCAUACUAGAAACAACAAGAAAAAUUAGAGCUUGGCUUUGUAUAUUAUAUAUUACGAAAAAAAAACUUACACCCUUAUAAAAUUGUUCCACCAUUCUUGCAAAGUAGACAUCAGGUUUAUACACGUAUGCAGUAAUCGUAUCCAAUUCCGAUUUUAAAUAUGUUUCAUUACUAUACGAGAGUGCAAUCGAUUCUUCGAUUUCACUGAUAAAGGUACGAAUAAUCUUGUUUGUUAGUUGAUGGAAUUCAGAAUUCGGUUGCUUCUAUAGAAAAAAAUUAUUUGUCAGUAAUUUUAAAAUUUUUCGCUUUUUAUAAUAUAUUUUGAAAUGAUAGCCAUAAUAUGUAGACAUGACGAAUAUAGCAUACAAACCUUGUAUUCUUUUAAGAUCCCAUGCGAAAAACCGUAUAAUUUUGUGUUAUGUAAACAAAACUCUGAUCUGCAAUACAAUUAAAAUAAUACACGAUGAGAUCCAUAUUUAUA